AUGCCCGCUAGCACGAGCUGCAAGAACCAGGCUUCGCGAGUUUUCCACGGUAGCCCCAGGGGUGGCACAGAGGGAGGGCGGCCGUGCGGGGUGCGUACACUACACGACAGGACGCGCGACAAGGGCUCCGCGCAGCCGGGGUCCCCGGGGUCCCGUCCACCUCCGCUCGGGGACGCCGGCCCUCCACGCCCUCCAGCCCCGCACAUCGCCCCCACGUUCGCAGGGCGCACCGGGGGCUCUUCCGCGUCUGAGCGCUUCUGCAACCGACUCCCGACCUCUGCUUGCGGCCUCCGCUCCCCUGCUCUGCCCCCCCCUCCUCUGCCUUCCUCUUUCCUCCCCUCUCCUGCGGACUUUCCUCCCCAGCCCUCCCCUGCGGCCGCCCCUCCACUCCCUGGCCGCCUCCCCUGCUUUCAUCUCCCCUGCUCUCUCCUCCCCUCCCCCCUCUUCCCCUCCCUCAGGCGUCCCGGAGACCUCCCCACCGAGCCAGCAGAGCCAGCCAGCCCCCGCCUUCUUCCAGGCCCCCUCGCCUCUCCUCCGCACUCCGCGGGCUGCAGCGUCCGUCCCCAGACCACGCCCCUCGGGAUCCCCGCCCCUCGGGAUCCCGCCGCGCCCUCCCUGACCACGCCCUCCGGCUUCCGGGGCGUCCUCGGGCCACGCCCGGGCCACGCCCCUCCCAAAGCGCAGCUCCCGAGACCACGCCCCUGGAGAGUCUCGCCGCGCCCUCUCAGACCACGCCCUCCGAGACCACGCCCCCGCGCUCCCGCCGGGUCCCAGGCCACGCCCCUGAUCACGCCUCCCCGAGUCCCGGCCGCUGCGCGCCCGCCUAGCGCUCCGCCCUGCAGCACGCCCCGCGCGAGUCUCCCCCGCGACCGUGGGCCUCGGCCGCCCGGAGCUGGACGCGGGCUCGCUGUCCCCGCAGCCCCUCCGGCCACAGGUUCGGGACCCCGGCCCGCGAGCUGCAGCCGCGGCCCUGAGAAUGCCGCGCCUCCUGCCGAGGGCGCCCGGCACGCGGCCCCUCGGAAGACAAAGCUGCUUAGUGCUCGCCGCGUCCCGAGCAGGCCCCGCAACUGGGUCAGUCUAUCAGGCCAGUUGCUUCUGAGUGAUGAGUGUGUGGUGAAACCAGUUAAUUCCGGGGACAUCGGCUCCUUUGCUGCUGCGCUUCGGAUGUGAAGCGACUUCCUUGAUCGGAAGCAGUGUCGCGUGGAAGGUUAGGACAUGAGCGAGGCAGGCCCAUGCGUGGUGGUGCCGGGGGACCCCUUCCGGGCGGGAAGGGCAGUUCCGUGUCCAGGAUCUGGGUAGAAUCCGCGAGGGACAAAUCUCUGCCCCUUCCACGAGGGGAAGGGAGUGGCGUCAUCAGCCUGCUGCUAGGAGGCCAGCCGGGCCCCGUGUGGUUGGUCUCUGCAGCUGGCAAAGGGACAGCAGGUGGCCCCGUCGACACUGGGGAGGGGAGGCCACGCAGAGCCCCACACCUGCCACCACAGCCGCUCGGUUGCCUCGUCCCUGGGACAAGACGCUGACUGAUGCCCAGAGGACGAGUUUCCUCACCGGUCAGGAGCGUCUUCGGCAGUGGAUACCCUCCAGGGGGCAGUCGCGUGGGACACAGUGGACCUGUGCGGAUCCACACUUCUGGCCGUCUCUCAGUCCAGACAAAUGUGCCUCGGAGCGCUGUCCCCGGGGCAGGAUCCCCAUCACAGCCGUCUGCCAGGGCUUCCCCGGACGAGGGCUGGAGGGCUGCCGCUGUCCCCUUGCUGCCCAUUCCUGCAGAACCAUCCGUAAACUACACCCGAAUUCUUUCCCUCUCAGCUGAUUACAGGAAUUUUCUUUUCUUUUCUUCUCUUUUCUUUUCAAGUUUAUUUAUUUAUUUUGAAGGAGAGAAAGAGAGAGAGAAACCCAGGCAGGCUCUGCACCGUCAGCACAGAGCCUGAUGUGAGGCUCGAACCCACGAACUGUGAGAUCAUGACCUGAGCCAAGAUCGAGAGUCGGAUGCUCAACUGACUGAGCCUCCCCACCACCCCCCCCCCAAGGCGCCCCCAGGCCCGAGGAUUAUGGGAUCUGCUACAUCACCCGGUCCAAACAGAAGAGGACCUUGCCCCGCCCCCUGCCCCGGCCGCAGAACCUUCUCGCUUGCUCCAGUCCUCACUCGAAACUCUCGCCUCCUGUAUUUCUUUACAGUGACCCCCAAUUUUUUACCUGCAUGAUCGCAACCUCACCCUUAGCAGUGGUGUCUGGGAUGGACUGAUUGUAUUUCUCUUUGUGUGUAAGUAAAACAAAUACUUGAUUGAAAAUAAGAAGUUUCCAUCUGAACGCUCCCUGAAAUACCCAGGGCCCUGCAGUCCCCCCUGGGGACACGCUCGCAGGGGCGAGGGGGGGCGGGACGGGCACAGCUGUUUGACCGCACUUUUCAGUUCUUGUUUCUUGGAACCAGCUGAAAUCUGACUCUGAGCCCUUGGCCACCAAGGUGGGCAGAAAUUUGAUUUCGGCUGUCAGCCGGGUGUUAUGGCAGAUGGGCCACCCUAGGUUCUUCUAGAACUAAUGCCAGUCCCACAUCGGGGGAGGGGGGGUCUAGUUACCAUCCCCCUGAACCUGGAUGGACCCACGGCUCUCCUGUAGUCAGAGGAAAGCCGCAGAAGUGACUCUGUGCCACGGACCGUGACGCAAGGUGCACCUUGUGAGAGCCCGAGGCACCGGGUAGGCAAUCUGACGCCCCUGAAGUGACCGGGCCCCAGGAAAGCCCUCUUCUGGGACCAGGCGUAAGCAACGGAGGCUUACGGGACCCAGGUCACCCCCAGCCCGGAGCCCCAGCCAUCUCGGGGUAAAAACAAGCGGCCUCACUGUGGGUUUGUUCUAAAAAAAUUUUAAUUUAAUGUUUAUUUAUUUUUGAGAGAGACAGAGACAGAGCGUGAGCAGGGGAGGGACAGAGAAGGAGACAAAGAAUCCGAAGCAGGCUCCAGGCUCUGAGCCAUCAGCACAGAGCCCACCGCGGGGCUCAUACUCAAACUGUGGGUUUGUUUUUUUCUUUUUGAAAACUCCCGCCCUGCAGGAACCGUCUGCCUUCAAGACAAAUGGUUGUUUUGUGCCACCAAGUUUGGGGGGUUUCUUACACGGCAGUAGGUGUGGGAGACCCUUCCCGGUGGCCUUCUUUAGGUGACAGUGGGGUCACUCCCUCAGGACCCAUUGUCCCCUCGCCCCCAGCGGAAAGCUGCCUUGUGUCCAGGCUCUGGAGGUGGACAUCGAGCCUCGGGGCCAACGUUGCCCACACAGUCCCCACGUCGGCACAGUCUCGGGCUCGGGGCAGGGGCCUGUGUGACUCAUUUGGAGCCGAUGACAGUGAAGAGGACAUUUGAUGGGAACUUUUGCAUUUCAGAUUUUAUUUUUAAGUAAUCUCCACGCACAGCGUGGGGCUCGAACUCACAACCCGGAGACCAAGAGUCGCACGCUCCACCCACCCGGCCAGCCAGGCGCCCCCGAUGGGACCUUCUGAGAAAACAAUGAGGAUUUCUCCCUCUUUGGAGACAGAUUCCACAUGUGCCCCCACACACGUACACAGCCCCCCACCCCACGGCCAAAGAAGAGGCGCUGACGAAUUCGCCGUGACCAUGA
Messenger RNA from Neofelis nebulosa (Clouded leopard), 3600 nucleotides. RefSeq lists its product as uncharacterized. The record is from RefSeq and is a predicted model, not a curated record. The transcript is spliced from 4 exons. NCBI's taxonomy places the organism in Eukaryota, Metazoa, Chordata, Mammalia, Carnivora, Felidae. The coding region runs from base 1 to 1170 and encodes 389 amino acids.